AUGGAGGCCCGAGCGCUCUGGCUGCUAGCCUUGUUCCUGGCCUUGGGGUUUUCCAGAUCAGCCGGGCAGUAUGUUGGCCUGUCGAGGAACCAGUGUGCCGUGUCGGCCAAGGACAGGGUGGACUGCGGCUACCCCCAGGUCACCGAACAGCAGUGCAACAACAGAGGGUGCUGCUUCGACUCCAGCAUCCCCGGGGUGCCCUGGUGCUUCAAGCCUCUCCAGGAAACAGGAUCAGAGCAGGUCCUGCUGCCCCCUGCACUGGUGACGAAGGCCCCGUCCCUGCCCCAGGGCCUCUUCUCCCUUCCCAGCAAAUGGAGGGAGAAGUUCCAGAUGGGGCUUUGGGACAAGGAGAGAAAUGCACAUUUUGAAGCGGUGCCCCCACGCUCCAUGCUCACCCGGAUGUGA
Trichechus manatus latirostris (Florida manatee) is the source of this 405-nucleotide messenger RNA. RefSeq names its product trefoil factor 3. Bases 1 to 405 code for a protein of 134 amino acids. The transcript is spliced from 4 exons. Gene Ontology annotation, biological process: maintenance of gastrointestinal epithelium. The record is from RefSeq and is a predicted model, not a curated record. NCBI's taxonomy places the organism in Eukaryota, Metazoa, Chordata, Mammalia, Sirenia, Trichechidae.